Echinostoma caproni is the source of this 264-nucleotide messenger RNA. Lineage: Eukaryota; Metazoa; Platyhelminthes; Trematoda; Plagiorchiida; Echinostomatidae. The record is from the annotation of a GenBank genome assembly.
AUGUCGAAUACCGUCGCCCUGCACUCCUUGUUGAAUCGAGCUCUCCCAACCUUGGAUGAUGCCUCGCGUUCGCAAUUACUGCCUGAUCGUUUCGUGGAGAGCCUACCGGGAGGCUUGCGGGAAAUGGCAUGGAUAAUUAAUGAUGAGAAGACCAUGGAUGUACUCCAACUGGCGAAUGUCCUGAAGGAGUUUACUUGGAAGAAACUUGCACCGAAGGCCAUAGAUGACGGCCUUCUGGAAUUAUGGCAACUCUCAAGGAACUGA